AUGCGCUGUGUAAUUUCCGUCUUGUACUGUCAUGGCGGCCUGUACGGUGAGACGGAGGGGACACAGUGACUUUAAUACAUGGUCCUUAUCUGGAAGUGCAAUGGCCCGGUUGUUGGGGCACGGUCUGCUUCUGUCUCUCAUUGUCUGCUUAUUACUCCCUGCUGGUACUCGGGCUAAUGUGUGCAGAGUAAAGAUUGGAGAAGGAAGAGAAUCUGAAAAUUGUGGAACAAACAUCGAAUUGGAACAUUCAUUUGAACUUGAUGACAGUAUCCACUUCAAGAAGAGAGGGUCACUGAUCUUGAGUUCUUCCAUAGACCAGAGUGUUUCUAUUUUACAGAAGCAGCUGACUGAGGAUGAGAGGAACAGAUUAAGGGAUAUUGCAAACCUGAAUGGGCUCUAUAGGAUACGGAUCCCUUAUAAGCUGGGACUUUCUGAAGAAUCCACAGAAUAUGUUACAUCAUUUGUCCGGGCAUGCUCCAUGGUUGAAUCUCAUCUCUCAGAUCAAAUCACCGUUCACACGGAUAUUUCUGGGAAUAUUGUAGGCGUUUCCAUAGUCACCUUUCCAGGGUCUUGCAAUGGUGCAGAAGUGGAGGAUGUGGAUCUGGAGCAGUUUAAUACCACUGUCUAUAUCCAUCAGCCUGUUCCAGCCGCAGUACCUGAAACUGCAUCUUUCAUAGAGCGCUUGGAGAUGGAACAAGCCCAGAAAGCAAAAAAUCCACAAGAACAGAAAUCCUUUUUUGCUAAAUACUGGAUGUACAUAAUCCCUGUUGUUCUAUUUUUGAUGAUGUCUGGAGCGUCGGAUGCUGGCAACCAAGGAGGAAACGGAGGAGGCGGCAACGGUGGUGGAAGAUGAUUGGUUGUACCGGAAUCCAAAUCCUCCCUCUCAGACUGAAGGAUAGGAGGAUAAAAACUGCCACACAACACUGGUUACUUCCUGCAAUGCUGCAAAAGGACAUGCACUGAGUGAUCCUGCUUGUAUUUUAGGAUAACCAUCUAUUCUUUUGGUUCUUUUUGUUUUAUGCCCUUUUUUUUUCUAUUUUCCCCUGUGAACAACUUGGAUCAAAUGGCAAAUGUACCAUAGAACCAAUUUUAUUUUAAUUUAUUAUGUUGAAAAGGUGUAAGAACAUUGAAAAUGAAAAUUGUGAUUGUUGGAUAAACAA
Molecule: messenger RNA, 1160 nt
Organism: Rana temporaria (common frog)
Lineage: Eukaryota; Metazoa; Chordata; Amphibia; Anura; Ranidae
Gene: EMC10
Product: ER membrane protein complex subunit 10
Exons: 7
Coding region: 32-853 (273 amino acids)
Cellular component (GO): EMC complex
Source: RefSeq, a predicted model, not a curated record